Messenger RNA from Alternaria triticimaculans, 1257 nucleotides. RefSeq lists its product as uncharacterized. NCBI's taxonomy places the organism in Eukaryota, Fungi, Ascomycota, Dothideomycetes, Pleosporales, Pleosporaceae. Gene Ontology annotation, molecular function: zinc ion binding; DNA-binding transcription factor activity, RNA polymerase II-specific; acetyltransferase activity. Gene Ontology annotation, biological process: regulation of DNA-templated transcription. The record is from RefSeq and is a predicted model, not a curated record. The transcript is spliced from 6 exons. Bases 1 to 1257 code for a protein of 418 amino acids.
AUGAAUCGCUCUCUUAGCCGUGACAUGAUCGAAGAGACUGAGUUCACGCGGGCUGGUGUACAGGUCGAGCUCAAGAAGCGGAAACGGCAAUUUGCCAACCGCACCAAGACUGGCUGUGGAACAUGCCGUAGGAGGAAGAAGAAGUGCGACGAGGCCAAACCAGAAUGCAACAACUGCACACGCGGUGGCUUUGUCUGUGAAGGCUAUGCCAACAAGGUACCUUGGCCGAAGAAUGGACCCGCCAAACCACCUGCACUGAUAGCCAAGGACAAGCUCGCUGCCUACCCUACGUGCCCAACUUGUCAAGAAACGCACACACCUCACUGCAGACCACCUCACAGCUCUGAAGUGUCAUACACACCCUCUGAGAUGCAUUCAACCAACAGUAUCGAUCGCAAGUCAUGGAAACCUUGGAGUGACUCUGCGCCUGCACCGCCGCCAGUCCGAGCUGCCUACCAGCCAGAGCCGCCGCCACCACCACCAUCAGUACAGUACAUGCAACCUGCGGUCAACCACUAUGAAAGGCCUUCAAGCCUGGACCAUAGACCUGUACCUCAACAGCAACAGCAGCCACACCACAGUUCUCGUGGUUAUCACCAUGCUCCGCCGAGCACGACUCAUCUCGCUAUCAACACUGCUGUCCCUACCACCAUGGCCGCCAAGCCUAUCCAGCAGCUGCAUGUGGCACCGCAGCAUCAGCCUCCUCCUCCACCACCAACAUCCUUGCCACCUACACGUUCACCAACGCGCUACUCCUCGUCGUCUACAUCGACCAUGUACAGGUCUGAAAAAGACAAGAUGCUUGCUGGAGAGCCAUUCAACCCCUUUGACAAGGCCUUGAUGCAAGAGCGUCAUUUGAGCGCGCAAGCACAAUCUUAUUUCAACGGCAAAGUUAACCCUUCCAACGUUCUAUCGAGUCACACGGUCGACCACUUUUUCAAACAAAUCCUGAACGCGGGUAAGAGAGGUGAGGAAGGGAGACGAAUCGAAACUCAUAUGGCUGAGACCUGUCAUGUUGCUGCGCCCUUUGCUUGCGACUACGGCUACCAUCUGAGUUUGGGUGAGAAUGUCGUCAUCGGCGCUGAUUGUCGUUUUCAUGACUCGGCGAGGAUUGCCAUCGGAAGGAACUGCAAGAUUGGGGUUCGAGUCACUAUACAGACUCUGAAGACGCCGACCGAUACAAAAUCCCCGAAAGGCAGCAACGGCGGCACAGAGGUUGCGCAGGAGGUCCUUAUCGGAGAGAACGUUGUGUUCUAA